AUGUCUUCUUCUAGCCCAGAGUCGAUCGUCCCCAUUGAGAGAAUCCUCGUCACCCCGGGGAGCGUGUUCGUUCCCUCUGAGACCUUCCUCACUACGGCCACCACCAGGGUUAUUGAAAGUGUACUCGACCUGGGAAUAAACUUCACCAUCUCAGUCCUGGGUGUGGUCACCAAUAUCUUGGUCAUCGCCGUUUUCUGCAAACAAGGCUUCAGAGACAGCGUCAGCGUUUCCAUGACGACCAUCGCCGUGUGGGACUUGCUGAAAUGUUUGAGCGGCGCUCUGCAGAGGCUCGCGGGCCCCAUGGCUUUGUUGUACCCGCCAGAAGCUCAAAGCUGGAGAAAUAUCUCCCACGUAGCUUUUAACUUCUCCAUAAGCUUCUCCACCUACGUGACCAGCGCUCUCGCGGCGUACGUGGCUGUAGAGAGAUGUCUCUGUGUCUGCUUCCCCCUCCACGUCAAGUGGCUGCUCACCAGGAAGAUCUCCGCCUUCAUGUGCAUCACCAUUUCCGUGGUGGUGUUUGGCGGUUUUUCCGUCAUGUUCGGGGUCUACGACAUUCUCUAUGUGUGGAGUUCUCGCUACAACGCCUCGGUGGCUAUCUACAAGUACAAUACAUUUGCCUUGACCAACAAAGGCCCAGUUUUCCAAUACUACAACCUCAUCGGAAUCAUAUGGCCUUGUCUGAGUUUUGUUGUCAUUACGUUUUGCACCGGGGUCAUCACACAACGCCUGAGACAAGCUUCUAGCUUCCGGAACAAAAACGACGUUUUAGGUGACCGCCAGUUAAAGAAAACUUGA
Messenger RNA from Aplysia californica (California sea hare), 795 nucleotides. RefSeq lists its product as uncharacterized. Gene Ontology annotation, biological process: neuropeptide signaling pathway. Gene Ontology annotation, molecular function: G protein-coupled peptide receptor activity. NCBI's taxonomy places the organism in Eukaryota, Metazoa, Mollusca, Gastropoda, Aplysiida, Aplysiidae. The transcript is spliced from 2 exons. Gene Ontology annotation, cellular component: membrane. Bases 1 to 795 code for a protein of 264 amino acids. The record is from RefSeq and is a predicted model, not a curated record.